GGCCGGCAACCAGCUUCUGGACCAGUUCCAGCCCCUCUACUUCGCCGUCGCCUUUGAAACACCGCGGCCCAAGAAGACGACAGCAGCCGCCGGAGCAGGCGUGAGAGGCGCCGGGCUCGCCGCUGAAGCCGGGACGCUGGUGCUCCUGACGCUGCGCCACCUCUUGGGGGUCAGGUUCUGCCCGCGCUGCCCGAACUGCGCGACUUCGGGGCAGCCUUGCAGCGACGCGUUCGGGAGCAACGCCGUGGCCGGCGGCGGCGUGCUGGGCAGAGUUGACGCGGUGUUUGGCUCCAUCGAGUGUCAAAAGAGCGGAGCCCUCCACGCCCACAUGCAAGUGUUCGUCCAGUGCCGCCAUCAGCGCGGGUCGCUGGCCGGCCUCCUUGACUUGGGUAAGCCCGAGCUCCGAACCUUGCUGCAAAGGUAUGCUUCCUACACUGCCCAUGUCCGGCGCUCCGUCUACUGCGACCCGGACGGCUGGGAGCGCGAUCGGGCCGCCGCGGAGGAGGAGUGGCCGGAGUACAAGGACUGCGCCUUGAUGUUGAGCCGGCCGGCCUACCAGGCGAGCCGCCGGCUGCGGCCCGAGGAGUGGACGCAACGAUACUUGGCGGAGGACGUGGAGCAGCUGCAGCAGCGCAAGCAACAUCAUGUGCAUCUCCCUGCCGGCCCAGGCGGCGAGCGGCGGCCCCGAACGGCUCUGGUCUGCCGCGGCUUGGCCGAGCAGCUGGACCUGCCCGUCAAGGGCAAGCGGAGUUCUUUGGGCCUGCAGUGGGGCCCGGUCAACGACCCGAACCUCAACGGCAACCACCCGGCGCUGCUGGCGGCGCUGCGCUGCAACGGCGACCUCCAAGUGCCUUAUCGGUUCCCCGUGACGAAGGAGACCCACGACGACGCGCUCUGCCAGGAGGAGACCUGCGUCGGCGAGGCCGCCCAAGCUGGCUACGGCUGCGACUACAUGAACAAGCGGCUGCCCAUCGCCGUGCAAGAGCUCAAGGAGUGGCAGCGCGGCCAUCGGGAGCUUGGCGAAGACUUGAAGGACAAGCCCGCCGGCUACAUCGGGGCGAGGGUGGCCAAGCGGCUGACCACGGACUGCUACGCCCGCGGCGUCUGCCGCGGCGCGGUGGAGUGCGCCAAUUUGACCACGCGCCAGGCGGGCAACGACCCCACGGCGGCCGAGUCUCUCAGCGCGGCGGCCGCCGGCGAAGCUUGGCCGGCUGAGCCGCGACAGCUGCGGACAGACGCGCGGCCGGCGGCUCAGCGAGGGCGCGUGGUCUCCUGCCCGUUCUGGACCUUCUACGGGGCGCGGGGGCGAGCCGCCGAAGUCCGCGACCUCUGCGCCUUCGAGUUCGCGCGUUUUCACGCCUCGCUGACGCGGGCUGGGGCGGCGAAGCUUGGCGCAAACCCCAAAGCCGUCUUGCUGCCCGGGGCGGACUACGAGAUCCACGAGGAAGGCGGGGAAGACUGGCUGCCGCUAGGGCCCCACGUCCCGGUUGUCCAGGGCGCGCUUGGCGGUCGCUCGGAGGAGGACUACGCGAAGCGGGUGCUGCUGCUCUUCUGCCCUUGGACGAGCCACCCCGACGACGCCUCGGCCGCCGCGCCCUUCCUCGCCGACCUCUGCAAGUUCGGCAAGUCAGACUGGCGCCGCGCCCUCCGACGGCGGCUGAUUCUCCAAGGCUUCCCGACCGAAGAGGUCAAGCAGUUCGCGCUGAACUUUUGCUUCGUCUACUGCCUGCCGCGGGAGCUCCGGCCGGAACAGCACUUGCAAGAGAACAGCGACAACGAGGUCCAGGACGAGGGCGUGCGCUUCGACAAGGCGGACUUGGAGGCGGCUCGGGCCACGCACGUCCGCGGCGCGGGCAAGCUGGGCUCCGAGAACUUUGACGAACAAGACAGUGAGCAGGAGGACGCGGCCGCGGCGACGCGGCUGUGCGUCAUGACCAAGCAGAUGUUCGACUUGUCCCGGGCCGCGUGGAGGAAGAGCGGGGCCGACGCCUCGCCCGGCCAAGGCGCGCAGCGCAAAACGAGCAGCUUGACCAACGCGCUCGCCUGGGCGCCCGCGCUCGCGGCGCAGCCGCUCGGCCCGCCCGUGACCGCAGACGCGCUGUUGGACUGGCUGGGCAGCGAGCGCGUCCGGAGCGGUCUGAACUCCACGCAAUGGGAGAUGCUGCGGGUGGUGGUGGAAAGGGUUCUGGUCGAGCUGGAGCUGGUGCCGCCGGACCACGAGAUCGCUCUGCGGCGAGCCGAGCCGCUGGCCUGGCUGCUGCACGGCCCGCCGGGCACUGGGAAGUCCCACGUCCUGAAGUUCCUGCGGGAGUUGUUCGAGGAGCAGCUUGGCUACGCGCAGGGGAUCGACUUCGAGGCCGUCAACGCGGCCGACAUUCGCGGCCGGACCCUCCACAACGCCUGCGGCCUUGGCGUGGACGCGGCCGCGCUGGACUGCGCCGUGGGCCAGGAGGCGGCGAAGAGAAUGAGCUACUGGAGAUGGCUCGUCGUCGACGAGGUCAGCAUGGUCAACGCGCGGCUGCUGGCGCAGGUCGAGCAGCGGCUGCGGGCGGUCGUCCCGUCGGCCAGCCAGUGGAAGCGCAACGCGGCCGGGGAUUCGCGGGCCUUCGCGGGCGUCAACGUGCUGCUGCUCGGCGACUUCUACCAGCUGCCGCCGCCGAGCGGCGGCUACCUCGCGGACGUGCCCACUAAGACCAGCCGCGGCGAUUGCCGACAAGUUAUAGCACCCGACAUCCUGGCGGACCUAGUGUGGGGCGGCGCCCUGCAGGGUGUGACGGAGCUGGAGGAGCGCUGCAAGGACGCCUGGUGGAACAAGGUCGUGGACGAGCUGCGGCGCGGCGACUGGCGCUACCUCCACGGCAAGCCCGUCGAAGGCUGCCGGUUGACCGCGGCAGAGUGGGCGGCGGCCAUUGUCUCCAACAACGACGCCAAAUACCAGAUCAACAAGGGCCGCGCCAAGGACUACAGCCGCGCGGCCGAGUCGCCGCUCCGCUGGUCUGUGGCCCUGGACGCGCCGUCCGCCGAGGUUCUGCAGACGCAGGAGUGCGACAAGACCGCGCGGAUCCGGUGGCUCCAGUAUCACGACCGGGACACCGAGAACCUCUCCGGUAGCGCCGGCCGCGUCCACUCCUGGGUCUGGAAGGAGAACGACCUGCGGCCAACCUGCAUCUACGUGAAGUUCGACGGGGCGACCUGGCAGCUCGACGGGGCGCCGGAGCCGGGCCUCUACCCGGUCUACCCCGUCCGCAAGGUCUGGAAGCUGGACGCCAAGCGGAAGAAGCCGGUCCUCAAGAUCGCCCGGACGCAGCUGCCGCUGGCCCCGGCCUACGCGAUCACGGCCCACGGCAGCCAGGGCAAGACGCUCCCCGCGGCGCUGGUGGACUUCAACGUGGACAAGCGGACCGACGUGACCUUCGGGACCGUGGCUGCGAGCAGGGUCCGCUCCAGGGAGGAUGUCUUGAUCUUGAGGCCCUUCAAGCGCUGGCUCUACACCCGCGGCGCCGGAGGGUCCGGCGCUCCUGCUGAAACAACUGCGGGGGGAGUCCGAGCCAACCAAUCUGCGAUUUGCCUGGCCUGCGGCCCUGGCAAGGGCGAGCAGAAGACGCUGAAGCGGAAGCUGCCCUCCGGCCUGGCGCGCUUGGAUUGCCGCGGCUGCAAACUCCGGAAGUUGGAGGACGCCUUCCCGCGGGCGCAGCUCCAGCAAGACAACUCCGAGGCGCGGCAAGGGGCGAGGCCAGCGCUCCGCCAGCGGUGCUUGAAUUGCGCCGCCCGCGGCUCCCGGGCGAAGGAUUGCCACUCUUGUCGCAAAUGCGGGAAGCAGUGGAUCGAGAGGCAAGCCGUGGGCGCGAAUCGCCAGCGGCGCUGCCCAAAGUGCAGGACCAAGUAA
This is a messenger RNA of Effrenium voratum, 3886 nucleotides long. Lineage: Eukaryota; Dinophyceae; Suessiales; Symbiodiniaceae. The record is from the annotation of a GenBank genome assembly.